UUUCGGACAUUCUGUGCUAGCUCUGUUCCGUCAACUUGUUUCAAAUCUCCAAAACGUCUUGGGAAUCAAGCAAUUAUAUCCAUAUACCGUGCGAUUUAUGAAGGGAAUGUUGAGUUUUUUCUGGAUAUGAUGCGAACAAAUCCUGAGCUUGUGUGGAGUGCUCCUAAGAAAACACAGGGAAGAAACAUCAUGUCACAUGCUAUUGGAUGUCGCCAAGCUACAAUAUUUAACAUCAUAUGCGGCCUUCAUGAGAAGCACGAAUUGGCAAGUCAUACGGAUUUUGACGGCAAUACCGUUCUACAUAUGGCAGGGAUGUUGCCAAAUACCCCUGUGCUUAGUCACAUUCCAGGCGCAGCUUUAAAGAUGCAAAGAGAACUACAGUGGUUUAAGAAGGUGGAAAGUAUUGUUCAACCCAAGAUUAAGGAACAUAUGAACAGCCAACAUCUUAAGCCCCGGGAAUGUUUUUUCGAGGAACACAAAAACAUGAUGAAAGACGGAGAACGAUGGAUGAAGGAUACAGCAACUUCUUGUACAGUGGUAGGUGCUCUCAUAGCUACUAUUAUGUUUGCUGCAGUCUUCACCGUUCCAGGCGGUAACAACCAAACUACAGGGUUCCCAAUAUUCUCAGAGGAAAAGUUGUUUAUACUCUUUAUAGUAUCAGAUUCCUUGUCACUUUUUUCUUCCUCAACUUCAGUGUUGAUGUUUCUGGGAAUUCUCACAUCACGCUAUGCAGAAGAGGAUUUCCUCAAAUCCUUACCGACAAAGAUGAUAAUCGGUCUUUCCACUCUUUUAUUCUCUAUUACAACCAUGAUGAUAGCCUUUUCCGCUGCUGUUUUAAUUAUUCUACAAAAAUCAUGGAUGGUCAUUCCUGUCAUUUGUUUGGCCAGUGUCCCAGUUACCUUAUUCGUACUGAUGCAAUUCCCUCUUCUUGUUGAGAUGUCUGUUUCAACUUAUGGAUCAAUCUUCGAUGAGAAAAUAAAGCCCUUGCGGUUCACUUCUCGUGCAAUAUAG
Juglans regia (Persian walnut) is the source of this 1011-nucleotide messenger RNA. RefSeq names its product ankyrin repeat-containing protein NPR4-like. Lineage: Eukaryota; Viridiplantae; Streptophyta; Magnoliopsida; Fagales; Juglandaceae. The transcript is spliced from 4 exons. The record is from RefSeq and is a predicted model, not a curated record. The coding region runs from base 127 to 1011 and encodes 294 amino acids.